ACACAUCUCUCUCUCUCUCUCACCAAACUGCGAGAAUUACUCAAUCAAUUGUAUUCAUCUGACAUGUGCAAGUUCAUCACCCUCUCCUCUCUGCUUUCGUCCUCUCUAAGAUACUACUCUGUUGUCUUUCCUCUGCUUUUUUUUUUUUAUGACCAUACACCCAAACUGUUCCUUAUACACAACUUAUGCCAGCUCUUUUUUCUGUCAUAAAAGAAGAGCUCUAAAUAUAGGCGAUAGAAUGCCAAAAGGGCCUCUGCCCCAGCAAAGCAGUUGGCGCCUUUAAAAGCCCAAUAAAAGAGUCCUUAUUUCUCUGUUUCCGUACCCCCUAAAAACCAUUGGUUCUCCUCUUCUUGUUCAGUUUUUUCCUCAGAAAGUUCCCACAUUCUAGAGGGAGAGAGAAAGAUGUGGGUAGGUUAUGAAUGUUAGAAAUUGGCUUGACAUGUAUUGUGUGUCUUAUCUCUUUAGUUUCAAUCGGAUUUUCCGUUCCUUUUCAACAUCUACACCCAUUUCAAUCAUAUGGGUUUCUUGAUCUUUUCAUCCCUUUCCUUGAGAAACCAUUGAAUUCAAUAUUCCCAAUUAGAUUCUCCCUAUCGAAAAUGGCAUCUUCGCAGGUCGAAAUUGCCUCCUCUGCCCCUUUCUGCAUUCUCCGUGAUCACAAUCGACGAGACCAAUUCACCAACACUUUCCAGAAAAGCCUCAAAGAUUACCUCCUACAAACCUGCAUUUCUAAUUCAUCCCCAGAUGAGAAUUCCCUUAAUUCAGGUAGUUGGGUCAGAAAUCCCGACAACAACAACAAUGAGUUUUUGUCCCCUAAUAGCAAAAAACACACUCGAGUCCUCGAACGGUGGGCAAAAGCUCGAGACAUGGUUGCUUAUAUCGACAGCCCAAAUUGCAAACAGAGAGAGAAUUCUCCGACCCAAUCGGAUACCUUUGUCGAAAUCUCGAACCUGGGUGGGGUUUCAUCUCUUGUUCAGAGAUGGAGAGGCUUCACAGAAACGUCAUUGAAUCAAAAUAGAAAAAGUAACAACAGUCACAAUGCCGCGGCUUUGUCCCCUGUUUUCACCAGCAAAAGCAAUUCCGAAAAUGUUCCGCCUCUGAAUGACACGAACCAAGAGGGAAAUACCAAUUUAUUGGGCGUUUUGGUCCAAUCAAAUAGGUCUGAAGCAUUUGACGAAUUGGUGGACGAAAGGUUCGACACCCCUUCCAUGAUGACAGAGGACUCGUUUAUGGAUUGGGAAUCGGACAGGACGGUUCUAAGUGGUUCCCCAUCGGUGCAAGGGGGACGGGACUCGACGGACGGGGGAGAAAGCGAGAGGGUGAGGGUGGCCGAUGUGAUCAGGAAGUUGACUUCGGAGAAUCAGAUGCAGGGUUGUUUAGUGUCCUGGAAGAAUGAGCAGGGGAGCUCUGUUUCUUCUUCCUUUGCUUCUCCUCAUCAGUUUGAACCGUCGUUGCCUCGGUUGCGAACUGUGGUAUCAGAUCAGAUAGGGGAACAGAGGGGUUGUUUCUCGUCGCCGGUUGUGAGCUCACCGCGACUUAGAGGGCGUCAGGCGUUCAACGAUUUGCUAAUGCAGCUGGAGCGCGACAGGCACAGGGAGCUCGACCGCCUUGUGGAGCGUCGAGCAGUGUCGAAGUUCUCUCAUAGAGGCCGCAUUCAGUCAUUGCUUCGCCUUAGAUUCCUACGACGUGAAGCAGAAGUGAGAUAUGAUCUUCAUCGGCAGAAUUUACGCCAAGAAGCACCAAUUGGUGCUCAACAACAGCAUUCACAUUCAGGUGUAGUUGAGGGGGCUCAACAACAUUCACAUUGUGAAGUUGCCGUUGAGGCUCCAUGGCAUUCACAUGCCACGGAAUUUCGGCCUCAACAGAUUUCAUGCCAUGGAGGAGAUACUAAUGAUGAAACAAAUUUAUGUCAUGAAGGAGUUGGGGCUCAACAGCGUUUUGGGGGUUGUGAAGAAGCAACUGUUGGGCCUCAACAACAUUCCCAUUCUGAAGCAACUGUUGGGAAUCAGCAGCAUUCAUUUUCGAAAGAAGUCAGGGACUUAGAAACUGCACAGGGUGACGCAGCAGUCGCAGAUAGACAACAAUCGCAUUUGACAAGUUCGGAAGCAAGCCGAACUAGACAACCUUCAGCAGUAGUGCUUCUAAGGGAGAAAUUUGACAUACAAGUUGAGAAAGAUGCAUCUAAUCCAAAAACGCCGCUUGGAGUUGUGGUAAAUAACACUAAAGAAAUGAAGAAUUCUUUUUCCUCCAAUCAAGUCAUGGAGGAGCCUCAACCUCAUGAGAAUUUAGAAUCAUGCUCGAUGGAAGAUGUUCACAAAGAAGCUAGUCCAAGUUCAUAUGCUCUACGGCAAGGGAUAAGAGAUGAGGUUUGUAAUUUAGACUCAAAAGAUUAUGCUGCAGUGUCAUUGACAGCUUCAAAUGGCUGGGAAGAGGAUGUGAGUGCCGAAGAGCAAGAGACCAGUAACCCAAAGCAAACAACAAACAAAGACAUGAUAAAUUGUGAUUGGCAAGAACAAGAGUCCGAUGAUCAGCAGCUAGAAGGAACUGAUCAGGACUGGAUAAGUGUUGUUUCACGCCCAUGGAGUGAGUGGGACGAACAAAAGGCCAAUAGCCAGCAGAUUAUAGAAACCAAUAAUGAUUGGAUAAUGGACAUUUCUCGCCCAAGGAGUGAUUGGGAAGGUCUCAGGGAAGCAAGGUACCAGGAGAUGCUUGAUCCUUACCUAGACAAUGGAGAUAUACGCCAACUCCUUGAAAGGAGAAGUGUAUCAACUUUUCUUUCAAGUAAUUUAAAAGAUACAAUGGACCAGUUGAUGAUCUCUCGAGCUGAAAGACUUCCACAAUCAAUUGGAAAUGAGCAAGGAGAAGAGGAUGGUUUCCGUAAUAGACUAGAACAACUAAUGUUGUCUCAAACGCAAAGGCAAGCACAUACAGUGAGCAGUCAUCAAGAAGAUGAAGAACAAGACAUUGAAGAAAAUCAAGAAGAUGAGGAACAAGACAUGGAUGAAGACCAAGAAAAUGAAGAAGAACAGGAUGAUGAAGACGAUGACAAAGAAGAAAAAGAAGAAGAAGAAGAUGAUGAUGAUGAUGAAGAGAGCCCACUUACGCGCCAAUAUAGUGAAGUUGGUGACUAUGUGGAUCAAGUUGCAAACGGUGUGAGAACAUGGAGUCAUGAUGGUGAUCAUGAAAUCAGUGAUGAUUCGGCUCAAGUUGCAUCUCAGUCAUCCGGACAAUCUCAAUCUUCUCAGGCUUCUUAUCCAGGCACUCGACUCUGCUCUUCUUUCACCAAUCCUUCUUCAAUUGAAAUGGAACUCAUAUAUGAUUUGAAAGGGCACAUGGUGCAACUCCAACAUGAGAUGUCUGAGCUUCGAAAAUCUAUAAAGAGUUGUGUGAGUAUGCAGUCAAAAUUGCAACGCUCCAUUAAGCAUGAGGUUGCAGAUGCUGUAAGUCGCUCAGCUAGAAGGGUUAUAAAGGAGUCACUCAACAAGGGUCCAAGAAAAAGAUGUUGUGUUUGCUACGAAAUGCAAGUCGAUUCUCUUCUGUACAGAUGUGGGCACAUGUGCACCUGUUUCAAGUGCGCCCAUGAGCUGCAAUGGAGUAGUGGAACAUGUCCAAUAUGCCGAGCUCCAAUAGUGGAUGUUGUUCGAGCAUAUGCUAAUGAUUCAUAGAGGAAACGUGAACGAGUUCUUGCUCAGAGGACCGUCUCUAAUAUAACUCUUAUUCACUGAGACACAAGUUAAAAUACAUAUUUUUUUCUUCUUGUUCUUUUUUUUUUUUUUGUUCCUAUUUUCAUGGUUAGGUGAUUUUAAGUUUCAUUCAAUUAAUUACUUUAUACAAUGCCAUAUUAACCAAUGAGUGAUCCUUCUCCACUGACAUAAGUAUUUGUUGAUUUGUCCAUAGGGGAAUCAUUAUAUGCUAAAUGCUCCCUUUCAGCCUUGUACUUAUUACUUGUGACAAGAUUAUAUUUAUCCUCAUUUGGUUGCAAUGAUACCACCA
Rhododendron vialii is the source of this 3990-nucleotide messenger RNA. RefSeq lists its product as uncharacterized. NCBI's taxonomy places the organism in Eukaryota, Viridiplantae, Streptophyta, Magnoliopsida, Ericales, Ericaceae. The record is from RefSeq and is a predicted model, not a curated record. The coding region runs from base 420 to 3662 and encodes 1080 amino acids. The transcript is spliced from 7 exons.